AUGCUCUCGAGGACAAUGAAUUUAGGUCCUGUCGCUUUCGCAUCGCUCUCGGACAAUCUCUCUUUGCAUUUAGAGUACGAGGUUGCCAUUAGAGUCCCGCCCGGAAAGCUUGAGACCGUGUCGGUUGACGAGUGUCUGAAAUCGUUGACAUCGGGGGAAAUAUGGGUCGCCAGUGGAAAUUCAUGCCGGGUUGAUUUCGUUAUUGAUCUUGACGGGAAAGAAUUGUUUGAAACUAACAACAAUCAUAUCAUUGAAUUGUUAGGUAAGUUCGUCGCAGAGUCAAAGGUAUGGAAACAGCUGGGAUUAUCUGCAAUACUUCAUUUGCGAAAUCAACCACUACAAAAGAACAAUCUUUCCCUUCAGCUAAACAAUGAAGAGCCUCCAUGUUCACCGAUUCCCGACGUUCGGCCUUGGUCAUGUACAACUGCCAAUAUUAGGAUACCAGACGCACAACUCUGCGCUCAGAUGGAACGGCUAACAGUACAUUUAUCAUUUCGAGCUUUGUCUGGAGGGAUUCAAACAUUAAAAAGACGGAAACCAUCUCCCCUAGAUUUGGUGCUUGGUCAAGGCUCCGCCCAGACAUUGAAAACCGCACAACCAGGCACGCCAAGAAAAACUUUGAUUGUCAAAUUUGGCCCUAGUGAGAACAUAUCAUCACUUUUGAAAAGAUAUUCCGACUCUAGUAAGCGGUAUGACGCUACUCAAGCAAGCAUACCAACUACAUCAUCAAUCAUCGAAGUUGGCUCCAGAGUCAAAAUUUCUGAAAUUUUGAAAGAAAGUUCUGAGAGUUUGUACUCAAGUGUCACAUUACAUGCUAUACCCGCUCUAUCUCAAUUGAGCUCUUUCUUAAGUUCGGGUCCAUUCUCCAAGUCCCCAUCCACUUCUAGACAUAUGACUUCCUCGAGUAAUUUUCGUAAGAGGAUGAAAGGGGUUCCUAAAGAUUCACAGGGAGCGGAAACUAGUUUCUUAAUCAAGCAAGAGGAUGCUUCCACGUCACCAAAAGAUAUAGCGUUUGAUGAAAUGCUGCUUCUAUCUAGCGACGAAAGAUAUUGUACUCGAACUUCGAAUAACAACUCAUCGAAAUCCUCGACUAUCGGAAGUGUUUCCCAAGAACGCAGUGCAACUUUCACUUCUCAAGAUAAGGCAUACGUACUUGAUCCUACAGCAUCAUGCAAGCUCGUUACUGCAGCGAUAAAUGUUAUGAUUGCUGGGAUGGAGACGAGACAGAGAACAACGAAAGGAGUAAAGAUUGACGAUAUCUCAGGCAAAUCAUCUAUUUCCCUGGCAGCCUUGGGUCCAGUCAUAUUUUCUCCGGGUUUCAAGAAGUCCGUAGCUCAAAAUUCUCGCUACACCCCUAGGAUCAUCCGAAUGAUGACCUCAUUGGCACGCAAUGCCCAAACACCAGGCCUGCGACAGAAAAUCGAGCAGAUUGCAAACAUGCCGACCUCUGACUUUAUCAACGAAGAGACUGAUAAACAGAUACAUGGUGAGCUAGGCUCUGAGAAAAGGCUGACAGCCGUGGUGACAGCCCGACUAUGGUCAAUGAUGCAACGAACAUUACAUGAUUCAUCAGCUGCUCGCCAAGUUAUCAAUAAACUUUCGACUUCGGAGAAUGUUGUUGUGGCUGGGGAUGCUGAUGGAUAUGACGAUCUUUUGGACUCUAUCGUCAAUGAUGCUGACAUACAAGAUUUAGCAAUGGUAGACGAUGAAUUUCGAUGGAAUAUGGACAAUCGCAGUGAAAAUUCGGCAUUCGACAAUAUACUCAGUGACGAUGAAGGUAUGCCAGAUCAUGGAUUUGAUGAUCUACUCCUUGAGGGUGAUGAUGAUGUCUAUGAGCCAUUCUUAAGCGGUGAAGAAAUGGAAAGAUUGGCGAUAGAGUCGGAAUCCGAGGAGAUGUUUUUCGGCCACCGUUGGCAACUUGAGGAUGAAGAACAAUAUGAUGAUUUGUUGUUAGUCGUUGAAGGCUCAGGUCAUGACGAGUUGUUACUGGAGGAGAAAUCCGGUAUAUUGAGGGAAGGUCUAUCACUUAACAAUGAUGAUCUGCUGGUAAUUUGA
This is a messenger RNA of Botrytis porri, 2055 nucleotides long. RefSeq lists its product as uncharacterized. The record is from RefSeq and is a predicted model, not a curated record. Lineage: Eukaryota; Fungi; Ascomycota; Leotiomycetes; Helotiales; Sclerotiniaceae. The transcript is spliced from 3 exons. Bases 1 to 2055 code for a protein of 684 amino acids.